AAAAAAAAACCUCCAGAUUGAGAGUUAGCCCUGUCAUCCUCAACAGAGCCAAAAAUAACCGAUUUUUAAACUGCAGAAAAGAAAAUCUAGGUUUUGAUUUUGUUUUCUGGGUGGGGUUUAGAAUAAAUUUUCUGGAGCUUUUGGAACGGUGUGUGGAUAGGUGGUGUUGGUGAUGCUGGUUAGUGAUGAGGCGCCGCUUCACAUUAACAUAUUCACUAAACCUUGUUUCUUUAAUAUACAGUUCAAUCCAUGGUUUGUUUUGAUAGAAGACUGUUGUUCUGGGAAUUGUAAAACACUCCACUUCGAUUUGGGUUCCUGUCAAAAAUGGAGAUUGGGCUUGUGGGUUUGUUAAGGGCUGCUUGGAUAGCUGGGAUUCUGCCUAUAGUUAUAGCUUCCUUGCCUUAUUCUAGGCUUGGUUUAUUUCAUGGACUUGUUUUGGAGUUUGCAAAGAGAGGAAAGAUCAUGCAAUCAUCGCCUUACCAUAAAUUCACUGUUCCUCAAAGAUUCUUCUCUCAUUUCUAUAUGAUGGCUGUGGUCUGGACAACCCUCCUUCUUCUUACUACAUGGAUAUAUGCAUAUAGAACAGCAUCAUUGGUGCCUGAGCCAUACUUUUACUCUAGUAUAUCCAGCUACUUGGCAGGAGGUUCUAACAUCUUUCCAUUUCAUAAAUUGCAUUUGAUUUCUUCAGAGCAUAGAUGCAGCAUUUGGCUUUCUGUGUUUUUGCUGCUAUUAAUGGAAGUUCAAGUCUUAAGACGUCUUUUGGAGACAAUGUAUGUAUUUAACUACAACCCCUCAGCUCGGAUGCACAUUUUCGGCUAUCUUACUGGCUUGUACUUCUACGUAGCAGCACCCUUGUCACUCUGCUGCACUUGUGCACCUGAGAUGUUUAAAUUUGGCACAAAUGAAAUUACUCAGUUUAUUGUUAAAGGCAAGGACACAAUGCAGGCCAUUGAAUUUGAUUGGUAUGACUUUGUGAAUCCGCUUUUGAAGCUUGGAUGGUGCCAGUGGGUUGGUGCUACCAUCUUCUUUUGGGGUUGGAUUCAUCAGCUUCGUUGCCAUGCAAUUCUUGGGUCACUACGAGAACAUGGAAGAGGAAUUGAUGAAUAUGUUAUCCCUUACGGUGAUUGGUUUGAGAUUGUUUCAUCUCCACACUAUCUGGCUGAGAUUAUUAUAUAUGCUGGUAUGGUUGUUGCUAGUGGAGGAGCAGACCUUACCAUUUGGUUCCUUUUUGCAUUUGUGGUAUUAUUCCUUGUUCAUAGUGGCAAAUCUAGUAUUUGCAGCGGCAGAAACACACAGGUGGUAUCUUCGUAAAUUUGACAAUUAUCCAAGCAACCGUCUCGCUAUUAUUCCAUUUAUUUAUUAAUACAUGUAUGUGGGUGUAUAUGUAAUCACACUAGAGUAUGCCAAACAAUGGCUGUUGCAAAUUGUAGA
Hevea brasiliensis (rubber tree) is the source of this 1431-nucleotide messenger RNA. Its product is annotated as polyprenol reductase 2. Gene Ontology annotation, biological process: dolichol-linked oligosaccharide biosynthetic process; polyprenol catabolic process. The transcript has 6 exons. Lineage: Eukaryota; Viridiplantae; Streptophyta; Magnoliopsida; Malpighiales; Euphorbiaceae. Gene Ontology annotation, cellular component: endoplasmic reticulum. Gene Ontology annotation, molecular function: 3-oxo-5-alpha-steroid 4-dehydrogenase activity. Bases 325 to 1311 code for a protein of 328 amino acids. The record is from RefSeq and is a predicted model, not a curated record.